ACCUUUGCGACGCGGUUCUCUUUUCGAAUUCGCACGCUCGAUUUUCCUCGAUGGUCCGCCACCGUCACUGCUGUGCGAUUAAUCACGCAAUCAUUGUGUGCUGCCGAUGUGCGUCGGCAGUUCACCUUGGAUCAGCGAUCCACAAGGAUCUGAAAAUGCGCGCGUAAAGUACAGCCACCUCGCAAGCAGGUUCGCGGUGUCCAAGGAUGAUUCAUUUUCGACGAUGUUCAUAAACUAAGAGAGAAAAGACAACGCGGCCAAGUUUCGCGGGUCGCGCGAUCCUUUUCGGGACGAGUUUCGAACUGUCGCCACCGACGAGGGAUCAUUUUUCACGCGUAGACAAAAGCAGCGUUCUGUGGUCUGCCAGUGACGCGGGAAUGGGUUUGACAGACACGAGUUUCGAGGUACUUUUGACUUUGUGGUGGGUUCUCGUCGUGGGAGUUGUGUGGACCGAAGGGGUCCGCGGUCAGUGUCGCGGUGUCUUGCCGAGUCGCAGCAUCGACGGUCUCACACGUUAAUUGUUCCGGACUUGUUUCUUCGGAAAGCGAGACAUGUCGUCGAGGGUGGUGAAGAAUCCUCCGAAGCUGGACAUCGGCGUCGAUGGCAGGGAGACCUGGUCUGGCAAAGUCGACUUCCUCUUGUCUGUCAUCGGAUUCGCUGUUGACCUCGCCAAUGUGUGGAGAUUUCCUUAUCUGUGCUACAAAAACGGCGGUGGUGCCUUUCUGGUCCCGUACUGCAUAAUGCUGGUGGUAGGUGGAAUUCCUCUCUUUUAUAUGGAGCUCGCCCUAGGCCAGUUCAAUAGAAAGGGUGCGAUCACCUGCUGGGGUCGUAUAGUGCCACUUCUAAAGGGAAUCGGAUACGCCGUGGCUCUGAUCGCAUUCUACGUCGACUUUUACUACAACGUGAUCAUUGCGUGGGCGUUGAGAUAUUUCUUCGCUUCGUUCUCCAGCCUCUUACCAUGGACCACCUGCGACAAUCCGUGGAACACACCGCAUUGUCGUGCAUUCGAUGCAAAUGUUUCUUACACGUUCGACGAUACAUCUCCUGUCGAAUCGUUCGAUCAGAGGGACUCGAGCAACUCGUCCUCCAUUGAAGAUUACUUGGACAGGACCUCGAAUCAAGGAUACAAUAAUACGUGGUACACGAGUGCCGCGCAGGAAUAUUUCCAUCGGGCCAUUUUGGAACUUCACGAGAGUGAAGGCUUGCACGAUCUUGGGGCAAUUAAGUGGGACAUAGCGUUGUGCUUGCUGGUGGUCUACAUCAUCUGUUACUUCUCUUUGUGGAAGGGCAUUUCUACCUCUGGCAAGGUAGUUUGGUUCACAGCUUUGUUUCCUUAUGCUGUUCUACUAAUUUUACUUAUACGAGGCGUUACGCUGCCAGGAAGUCUAGAAGGCAUUCGAUACUACCUGAACCCGAACUUUUCAGCCAUCACGAAAGCGGAGGUGUGGGUAGACGCUGCAACACAGGUGUUCUUCUCCCUCGGGCCGGGCUUUGGGGUGCUGCUGGCUUAUGCGAGUUAUAAUAAAUAUCACAACAACGUUUACAAGGACGCGUUACUAACCAGUCUAAUCAACAGCGCAACAUCAUUCAUUGCUGGAUUCGUGAUCUUCUCUGUGCUAGGAUAUAUGGCUCGUGCAAGCGGAAAGUCCAUUCAGGAUGUAGCAACCGAAGGUCCUGGUCUAGUCUUUAUCGUAUAUCCUGCUGCUAUAGCUACAAUGCCAGGGUCCAUGUUUUGGGCACUCAUCUUCUUUAUGAUGCUGCUCACUCUUGGAUUAGACAGCUCGUUUGGAGGUUCUGAAGCCAUAAUAACAGCCCUCAGCGACGAGUUUCCUAUUAUCGGGAACAAUCGUGAAAUUUUCGUCGCUUUCCUUUUCACAUUGUACUUCCUCGUUGGAUUAGCGUCGUGUUCCCAGGGCGGGUUUUACUUUUUCCACCUGUUGGAUCGUUACGCGGCGGGUUACUCAAUGUUAUUCGCAGUUUUGGCGGAAGCCAUCGCCAUCAGCUGGAUUUAUGGAGCUGACAGAUUUUGCGCGGAUAUCAAAGACAUGAUCGGGUUUUCACCUGGAAUAUAUUGGCGCGUCUGCUGGAAAUUCGUCGCCCCGAUAUUUCUCAUGUUUAUUAUCGUUUACGGUUUAAUGGGCUACGAACCGCUGACUUACGAGGAUUACGUCUACCCAGUCUGGGCAAACGUGCUGGGUUGGUUAAUCGCGACUUCCUCAAUUGCCAUGAUACCCGGCAUCGCAAUUUACAAGAUCAUCGUCACGCCCGGCAGCUUCAUCCAGAGAUUAAGAAUCCUCACCACUCCCUGGAGGGACACGCAGCAGAAGAACGCGGAUUUAGCCUCGGUGGCAAACGGCGCGGUCCGUCGCAGCUUCAUCGCGGACCAGGACUUAAACCUGUCUAACGAACAGCAGGAAUUAACCAAGGAACAAACGGAGGUGAUGAUCCAAUCCAGAGAAGGUAUUAACGGGGAUCCACCUCCGGAGCCGGUCUAGGACAGUGCGGUUGUGAUUUUGCACGGUGCACGGUUCCAAGUUUACCUUUGCUAAUGUUCCAUCGUUGGGGCUUAUAUUUUCACCGAAUCUCUUUGCCUUGAGCCGCAAGGACCUCGAACGCACUCACUUAGACUUUGCGAUGCGCACCUUUACGACGAUUCUUUACUCCCUGAACGGCGAGGAUUCACGACGAGGCCUCUUGCGCAGUGAACUCGUUCAACAGUGAGGAAGAAACCACUUCUCGACGCAUCACAAUUGAUUUAUUAACGACAAAUUGCCUGACAAACCAUUGUAGCUUCUUCUUUCCGUGGACCAGAACAGACUCAGGUUUCUGUAACAAGUUACUAGUCAGAUACUUCAAGUUUUCACAGCUUGGCUCUUCGUGGUUGAUAUUAACAAAGGCUUCUGGGCGCAGCUGUGUCCUUUUGGGAUGGAUACUAUGAUGUUUUGGUUGUAUCGCAGGUAGAUUCUUCGGGAUUCGAAUGCCGCAACGGUAUCGAUCAGUGGACUACAGAUUUUUAUGUAUUUAGAGAAAAUUUUAAUGUGCAAGAAACUACAUAAUGCACGCAAUAUGCAAUAAUAUACGAAAACAUUGAGAGUGAAGUGCAUAGUAUAAUAUUUGUAAAGUAAAAUGAAUUUCUGUUUGGGUCCAAUUUUUGAAGGAACCUUGCAAAGAUUUUAUUUUGCAUAAAGAUCCGCUGUUUAUCGAUAAUUUAUAGGUGGCAUAUGUAUUUAUCGUACCAUUUUCCUUUUAAAAUAUUUAAAAAACGAUAGAUUCGUAAAUUUUAUUAGCAUGUUCGUUACAUUUAUUUUUGCCUCUUAAGUUUGAAACAUUCAGCACCAUCAACUAAAUAUCUGUUUGUCAGAUUCUGAACUUGAAAAGUUACAAAUUACGUUUUAAAGUCUAAUCGAUUAUCUUAUUAUUAUUGAAAAAGAUUGAUUAAAUAUAUUCUUCACUUAAUGCUGACGAAAUGUCAGAAUAUCUCACCCAAAAGAGAAUUAUGUCUUUCUAUAUUCUUACAAAAACUAAAGAGACGAAUUUAGUAACUAGCAAUAAUAUAAUAUUAUGACGAAUAUUGACAUAGUAGCGAUAAUGUGCUGACAUUUUUAAAUAAAAAAUUCAGUCGAUAAGUUUGUUUCUUUAAUGAAAGUACACGUUAGGAUAUGGAACUACAUAAUUCCAUUUUAAACAAAAUUUUAAGCGCCCAGAAAGCCUAAAACCAAAUACAACCAUAUCUCAAAUGUUUUCAAAUAAUAUCUUCAAUUUCUGUUCACAAGCACCUCAAAAUCAUCGCGUUCUUCAAAUGAAAUCACAUACAUAAUUUUACUGUGCGCUCUCGUACGAGACAAAUAGGAAUUAAAUUAUCGAAAUAGAACAUUUUUUCAAUCAUGAUAUCUUUAGGUGUAGUUGAAGCAACGCUCCUUCAUCAUCCUGGUGACUAAGAUUUCGAUUAAAAUAGCGUUGCAUCAGCUGAAAUUGCAUAAGAGGAUUACUUUCUUUUUUUAAGUCAAUAAUAAUCGAUGCUUAUUUCGAAUUUUCUCAUUUUUAAAAUCACGAGAUUUUCUUUAGAAAUUUGCCUAGAGUGUUCAAGAGGUCCAACCUGUAAAUAUUACAGGCAUUAUUUAAUAACAUUUUUCUAAACGAACACAGUAUAUAUUACACCUUUUCUUCUAAACGUUUUUCUAAUAUUUUGCCUGUCUAUGGUAACCAUCCUAUUCUAUGCUAAAGGAGAUAUUAAUUUAAAAAAAAAAAAAAAGACAGUUAUUUUUCUCCCAAUUAAAUACGUCUAACUGAAAAUAAAAGAAAAAUCAUCUCAAACCUUUACUGUAGCGUACAAAACGCCAUAAAAAAUGUCGUAGAUAAAUACAGUUAGCGUAAUAAGUAUUCGUACAGGAACCAUUUAUUUUAAAUUGGUUGCUGUACGAAUACUUAUUACGCUAACUGUAUAAAAAAAGAAAGGAUGAUUAAAGAAUAGUUUUCGUACCCUUCCAAAAGUAUUAUUUACAAACUGGAUAUCGGUUCAUAGAAUUCUCUCUGUACUUAAAACAAAAAUAAGAAAUUAUCAAAAGCUUUGAUUUGAAUUUCAACAAAUUUACUUGAAUUUCUUGUAGAAACGUGUAACUAACCCUUUGAGAAUAGGAUACUUGUAGGGAAGUGUUCGUAAAGUAGACUUUACGUGUAUAGCUCUUCUGUAAAAUAGUGAUAGCAUUUUCCAAAACUCGUAUGCCUUUUUCCUAGAAGCAUAACGAAAACGAACCUUUCGUUACCUAUAUUUUAUUUUGAAACGAUAUUAUCUGAAACACAUACGAUUAGCAAAUGAUGUCAAAAUGAUAUCUUUACGUGAAUGUUGACAGAAAUUGAAUUAAACUGCAUUAAAUAAAAAAAAGAAAAAAAAAAGAAAUAGACCUGGUAAAAUGUGUUUUUGGGGCAUAAACUGAAAUAAACGUACAAAUUUGGAGACUGUGUCAUCAACGUGCGAACGAAAAAUAUACGAAACAAAGCAGUUUGUUUUUAAUCGCCGCGAAGGAUUAAACAAUAAUUUUCUUAUCGCUAAGGUUGCAUAUCGUUGACAGUAUUAUCAUGUCCAAUUGUUUCCCGUUUCAUUGCUCGACCACUCUUACAUAGUCUGGCUUCGAUCAGACGUACAUGCUGUGUAGACUAUACGCAAAUUGUAACCACCGUUCAGGUGUAAUAAUGUUACAUUACAAUUGUAUUAACGUUCAAAUGUUAUCGAAAUAACGAAGCCUAUCAUCGAAAAGCAUUUACGCUUUGUCGAUUUAAUAUUUAGAAUAGAACAGUCCUUGGACAGACAAUACGAUGGAAAAGUAAGAAUCGCAGAAGAAAUGAAACUUA
Messenger RNA from Hylaeus anthracinus, 5349 nucleotides. RefSeq names its product sodium-dependent dopamine transporter (gene DAT). Gene Ontology annotation, molecular function: dopamine:sodium symporter activity. The record is from RefSeq and is a predicted model, not a curated record. The transcript is spliced from 12 exons. Lineage: Eukaryota; Metazoa; Arthropoda; Insecta; Hymenoptera; Colletidae. The coding region runs from base 552 to 2495 and encodes 647 amino acids. Gene Ontology annotation, biological process: sodium ion transmembrane transport; dopamine uptake involved in synaptic transmission. Gene Ontology annotation, cellular component: presynaptic membrane; neuronal cell body membrane; neuron projection.